Fulvia fulva is the source of this 435-nucleotide messenger RNA. RefSeq lists its product as uncharacterized. The transcript is spliced from 4 exons. The record is from RefSeq and is a predicted model, not a curated record. Bases 1 to 435 code for a protein of 144 amino acids. Lineage: Eukaryota; Fungi; Ascomycota; Dothideomycetes; Mycosphaerellales; Mycosphaerellaceae.
AUGUCUUCCGCCCAAACCCGCGCCAAGAGCUUCCUCCUCCUCGCCUGCGAGGCCUACCGCGACGGCGACGACGACCAGUCCAACCAGCAGGUCUAUAGCCUCGCUGCGGGCAUGUUCGGCGCCGCCGCGUGGGCGCAGUACGCAGGCGGGGUGGGUGUCGCCGUCGCUUCCUCGGAUGAUGCAGUGAAGGAGGCACUGUGUGGGCAGGGAAAGAAGUAUUUGAUGGACGCGUGGAGGGCGUUGAUGGAGGGCGGCCAUAAAAAUGACGCCGACAAGAUCUUCGAGCUGGGGAUGAGGCUCUACGGGAGCGCGCAGUGGAAGAUGGAGGAGGAUGAGGAUGAGGAUGAGGAUGAGGAUGAGGAUGAGGGAGAGGGAGGAGAAGAGGGAAAGUGCGGUGCGGCUGAUGAUGUCUUUCGACCAUCAAGGCUGCGAUGA